Schizosaccharomyces osmophilus is the source of this 1638-nucleotide messenger RNA. RefSeq names its product serine/threonine protein kinase Ppk8 (gene ppk8). The transcript is spliced from 3 exons. The coding region runs from base 1 to 1638 and encodes 545 amino acids. Gene Ontology annotation, biological process: intracellular signal transduction; protein phosphorylation; intracellular monoatomic cation homeostasis. The record is from RefSeq and is a predicted model, not a curated record. Gene Ontology annotation, molecular function: ATP binding; protein serine/threonine kinase activity. NCBI's taxonomy places the organism in Eukaryota, Fungi, Ascomycota, Schizosaccharomycetes, Schizosaccharomycetales, Schizosaccharomycetaceae.
AUGAAUCUUGACAUGACCUUGGCUACCGAAAAUAAAACAGAACAAACCUUUAAUUUCGUGAAGGAAAAGCGUAAUUCGAAGUCAGAUUUGGAGAACGAACCCGUUGUUCAAACGGUAUCAUUAUCCUCCGGAAGGACGUUUGGCCAUUCUCAAAACUCGAUUCCGAAUUGUCAACUUGUCCAAGAAGAUUCUCUGUAUUGCCAUGCUUAUGGUAUAAAUUCCCCCCGUGAUCAUUUAUCAUUUCCCAUGGACGAUGAUAGUCAUACCAGUAGAGACUUGGAUGUUAAGCUCUCCCUGCUAAAUCUCGAGCAGGAUCAUCCAAUAUCCUCUGAUAAUUUAUCACACAUUGAUUCGAAUCCGGAGCUUUCUAGUUCAUCUAGCUUUAGCGACGAUAAUGAGGAGUCCUCUCCCAGUCGAUGUUCUAGCCGGGUUCCUCGCAAUUCCACGGAAUUGUGUAUGAUGAACAAUAAUCGAAUGAAUCCUUACAGUCGUAUUUAUCGUCGUAUAGCACCAUCGGAUCCCAAACAUAUUCCUCCUCAAUUUCACUUUAAAAAGCCUUCCAAAAAAUUCUACAAUAAUAUUUAUUCCAAGAUGAAACUAAAAAUGUCCGUUUUUCCCAAUAUCAAAAGCGAAGUAUUGUCUUCAAAGAAAGAAACCUUACCCCCAAAUUCAAGCGGGCAGGUAAGUUGUUAUAAUCAUUCCUCCGAUUUGCGUCGCCUUUGUCAUUUUCGUACUGUUGGAACAAAAUACAAACUGGUGAAUAGGGUAAAGCCAAAUCACAAAAAAAGCAUCGUCCUCGCAAAGUAUGGAAGAAUUGGAAAGUUUGUUGGAGAAGGAGCCAGCGGUUAUGUGCGUCUGAUACAAGAAUCCGAUGGCUCUUGUAGUCAUGUGGCCAAAGUGUUUCGACCGCCUAUUGACAAAAGGUUUUUACGCCGCUAUGUUCGCUUUUUUAUCGCAGAGUACUCGAUAGCUUCUACCCUUCAUCAUCCCAAUAUAGUAAAGGUUUACGAUAUUAUUUAUGCGAAACAUACUAUUAUCCAAGUUUUAGAAUACACUCCUCUCGAUUUAUUUUCUUUUGUUGUUAAUGGCCAUUGUUUUCCAGAAAAAGCGGAUCAACUAUUUUAUCAGUUACUGCAUGGCAUUGAAUAUAUGCAUUCGGUUGGAUUAGCACACAGAGAUGUGAAGCUGGAUAAUUUGAUGUUGGAUAAAGAACUAAACUUAAAGAUUAUUGAUUUUGGCACUGCUUUUGUUUUCCAUUACCCUUUCGAAUCUACUAUGCUUAAAGCAGAGGGAUUAGUUGGGUCGAAACCAUAUGUUGCUCCAGAGGUUUUAAGUGGUAAACCAUAUGAUCCCCGUGCAAUCGAUGCCUGGUCGUGCGCAGUGGUCUACUGUUGCAUAGCCUUAAAGAAAUUCCCUUGGAGAGCUCCAAAUGAAUCCAAUAAAAGAUUCAAAACAUUCUUGGCCCAAAUGAAAGAUCCAACGCUUGAGAUUGAGCUGAUUAAUUCAUUACCAGAAAAAUCAAGGAUUGCUAUAAAAGGCAUGCUGGAUCCUGAUGCUGAAAAAAGAUGGGAUAUUGGCAAAGUUUUAAGUACUUCUUGGAUGAAAGACGCGGCUCUAAGUCUCAAUCAAUCUAAUUAA